Messenger RNA from Sorghum bicolor (sorghum), 2745 nucleotides. Its product is annotated as probable receptor-like protein kinase At1g49730. The coding region runs from base 239 to 2263 and encodes 674 amino acids. Gene Ontology annotation, cellular component: plasma membrane. Lineage: Eukaryota; Viridiplantae; Streptophyta; Magnoliopsida; Poales; Poaceae. The record is from RefSeq and is a predicted model, not a curated record. Gene Ontology annotation, biological process: protein phosphorylation. Gene Ontology annotation, molecular function: protein kinase activity; ATP binding. The transcript has 9 exons.
CCCGGCACGGCAAAGCGAAAAAGCGGCGGCCGGCGAGCAAAAGAGAGCGGGGGGAAUCGAGUUGGCGUCGGGUGGGCAGCCUGGCAUCCCAUUCCUGCCUUCCUUCCUCCCCGACGACCCAGACCAGACGGACUAUUUUUUUCCUCCUCACCCGCACUGCCACUGAGACUGACUGCACGCUCUCCGACUCCACUCUGCCACUCCCGCGGUGCCGACCCAGCCUCCUUCGGCGGGCUCGAUGCGGCGGCGCCUCGCGCCGGCGCUGCUCUUCACCGCCGCGGUGCUUCUGGCGGCGCGCCCGGGCCCAGCGGUGAUCGCGGCAGAUUGCCCCUUAGAUUUGAGUUGGCCCAACUACGGACUGAUAGCUUCAGUGUGCUCGGACCAAAAUGGACACUCAAAGUGUUGCCGCUACAUCAAUGCUGUUCUCGCGGUCUCAUCUGCCAUGUAUGCAAACACAACAGGCACCCUUGGGGUUCCGGCUCAAAUUUCUGAUGCCUGCAUUGCCAAUAUCUCUGAUACAUUGGUGUCCAAGGGGAUACUGCCCACUGCCGCUUCGUUUUGUGGCCUUGGGAUCAAAAUUCAGGUGUCCUAUCAGUGUGUUGGGAUGACCACCGUCCUUGAGAUGUUGCAGUCUCCGAAUUUCAGCGAUGUCACAAGAAGCUGUGCAACUACACUUUCGGAUGAUAUCACUUGCAAGAGGUGCUUAAACUCUGGUCUGUCGUACCUCCGCCAUCUUAUCGGGGAACCAGAUAAUGUCACGUUGAAUACCUGCCGUGAUGCUGCUUUUGUUGCAUUUGUGAGUCAAGGGAAUAUAUCUACCAUUGAUACGGCUGGUUGCUUUUUUAGCGUUCAAGGGCUUAGUGCUCUUCAAGCGAACAUCUCUGGACCGGCUCCAGCUGGACUUGCCGUGCCCGAUAUUUCUCCUAGUCCACUUACAGUGCAAGUUCCUGUAGUACCACCCAAGCAUCAUCGCAGUUACAAGCUUGUUCUAUUCCCAGCAAUUGGAGCUUUGGUUACUGGAGUAGCAAUUCUACUAAUGAUAGUACUGAUUUUCCUAAUCCGUAGAAAGAAUAAAGAACUCAAAAAGCUGGAAGGAAAUAACCCUCUGGAUGCAUGGAGUUUUUCCUGUGUCAAGAAGGGCCAAGAAGGCAAUUCCACCAUUUUUGGCAGAUUUAGUUACAAAGAAAUGAAGAAAGCAACAAGGAACUUCAGCACAGUGUUAGGAGGAGGUGAAAAUGGUACAGUAUUCAGAGGACAACUAAAUGAUGGAUCUGUGGUUGCUAUCAGACACGUUGAGUGUUCACCAAAACAAAGUCAACAUGAAUUUUGUAAAGAAAUGGAAUUUCUUGGGCGAUUGCAUCAUCGGCAUCUUGUUGGACUAAAAGGUUUUUGUUCAACAAGAUUUGAGAGGUUUCAGGUGUAUGAAUACAUGGAAAAUGGAAGCCUUCAAGAUCACCUACAUUCGCCAAGUAAACACCUGCUACCAUGGAAAAAUAGGGUCCAAAUUGCCAUCGAUGUUGCUAAUGCUUUGGAGUACCUUCAUUUUUAUUGUGAUCCUCCACUAUACCAUGGAGACGUUAGGCCUAGCAAUGUCUUCUUGGACAAGAAUUACCUUGCAAAGCUUGCUGGUUGCGGUCUUGCACACCACUCUAGUAUUGGCAAUGCAACUCCCAGUCGCACCCCAGCAAAUGUCAAGAUCCAAGCAACUCCUGGCUACGUAGACCCCGAGUACAUGGUGACCCAGGAGGUGACCCCGAAGAGCGACGUGUACAGCUACGGCGUGCUGUUGCUGGAGCUGGUGACGGGGAAGCCGGUGAUCCAGGACAACAAGAGCCUGGUGGAGUGGUCCCGCGAGCUCAUCGGCACGGACUACCGUCUCCACGAGCUGGUCGACCCGUCGGUGGCGGACGCGUUCGACCUGGACGAGCUGCAGGUGGUGGCGGACGUGAUCCACUGGUGCACGCACCGGGACGGCGCGGCGCGGCCGUCCAUGAAGCAGGUGCUCCGCAUCCUCUACGAGCGGCUGGACCCGCUGUCCGGGCGGUUCGCGCGCGCCGUGGAGGGCGAGGAAGGGUACUACUACUACAGCCACGGCGGCCGGCGGGUGAAGGGGAAGCAGGCAGGCGGCGGCGGCGACUUGUCGUGGCUGCCGUCGUCGAGCAGCACGUCCAGGUCGCACUGCAGCCGCAGCGUGCUGCUGGAGUGCAACUCGCCCGAGCCGGAGUCGUCCCCGGCCCACGGCAACGCCGCGUUCCUGGCCUGAUAAUACCGGCCCGUCACCCGUGCUGCGCGUCCGUGUUUUGGUCUGCACUGCACUGGAGCUGGCGCUGCACCUGCACUGCGCCCAUCCGUUGCGUCGGCAGUUCUGCAGGUCUGGCUGAUGCGGUGCCAGCUGCGAUUUUUUGAGGAGACUUUUCGUGGUGAUUUUCUGGUGACGAGUGCCGACCGACGGAUCCUGCAACGAGAUCGGGAGGGAGUGGAGCCGGCAUGUGAGCCAGGAGGCAGAGAGUGAUGGGAGCACAACUGUGCGAGGUGGCACGCGUGAGAGUUUACUGACUGCUGUCUCGGUUCGUUUCCCUAGGUGUUGGUUGUUUGUUUUUCAUUGAUCACUGCAUUGAUGUGCUUCGGGAACAUGGCUGCAUCGUGACACAGAUUUCACUGACGAAUUGUUGUCAACUAACGACUAGACUAAAAAGAUUUAUCUCUAGAUUUAUAAACUAUAUAAUUAAUUUUUGUUUUCGUCUA